AGUAUGUUUGCUCAAGGAUCUAUUCUGUAUAACGGGUCUAAUGGUCAGGCAGUCAUGAUCAAUUGUAUUGAGAUUUACGGAAGAAAGAAGCAUAUUGAUACCCACAGAGAGCCAUUCAAACUUCUAAAGAACCAAGUCCCACAAACCUCAAUUCCCCCAUUUGGCAAGACAAAAUACGACGAUAUUUGGCCCUUGACAAUGGUCUACUGA
This is a messenger RNA of Lobosporangium transversale, 210 nucleotides long. RefSeq lists its product as hypothetical. The record is from RefSeq and is a predicted model, not a curated record. Lineage: Eukaryota; Fungi; Mortierellomycota; Mortierellomycetes; Mortierellales; Mortierellaceae. The annotation marks the transcript as partial. The transcript has a single exon.